This is a messenger RNA of Camelus dromedarius (Arabian camel), 7416 nucleotides long. RefSeq names its product coiled-coil serine rich protein 2 (gene CCSER2). Gene Ontology annotation, biological process: microtubule bundle formation. The record is from RefSeq and is a predicted model, not a curated record. Bases 373 to 3522 code for a protein of 1049 amino acids. Gene Ontology annotation, molecular function: microtubule binding. NCBI's taxonomy places the organism in Eukaryota, Metazoa, Chordata, Mammalia, Artiodactyla, Camelidae. Gene Ontology annotation, cellular component: microtubule cytoskeleton. The transcript has 11 exons.
GGAGGGCGGAGUCCCAGUCGCCGGCCGAGGGAGGGGGCGCGGUGGCUCUGGAGUCCGGCGCUCCCUCAGGCCGUGGACCCGAUGCUCGCUGCUGCGGAUCUGGCGGCGGGGCCGGCAGGGAUGUGAUGGACGGCCCCUCGCCUCACCUGCCGUCCUUGGGCCUGUAGGUCUCUGGGCGACCCGCAGCCGGGCCGCGGCCAAGGAGACAGCGCGACCUCCGCACGGGUGAAGAGGCUAAAUCUUGAAUGUGAGGUGAGGGAGAGGAUGUGAGUGAACGGGGCCCCAAGAUACACAGUUCUGUAUACUGGCCAUCAGGUGACCGUGUCUACUCAGAUUCUGUCAAAUUUUAAGAACAAAUGCACCUUAUAGCUCAUGGAAGAAAAAACACAAAUCAAGACUUUUUUGGGUUCCAAGUUGCCAAAGUAUGGAGCAAAAUCUGUGAGAAGUACACUGCAGCCAAUGCCAAAUGGGAAACCUGUUAAUUUAUUGGGAACUUCCAAGAGUAGCAACGCCAAAAGUUACAUCAAAAGUAAUGGCACUGAUUGUUCGUCAUCCCAUUCAUUUAAUUGGAGAACGGCAAAUAAAUACCAGUUCAGUGCGCAAAGUCCCGAAGAGCCUAGCAGUACUCAGAGUUCACAUGAUAGCGUAACUGAUCCUGAGAAACAUGCACCUGCUCAAGGAAUGUUUGAUAGAAAUGGGAUAAAGGGAGGUCUGAAAAGUAUUUCUUUACUCACAUCAAAGUUAGUAAAGCCACCCACUAUGUUUGUGUCAUCUACAGAGGAGUUAAACCAGAAGUCUUUGUCUGGACCAUCUAAUUUGGGUAAAUUCACCAAAGGCACAUUAUUAGGAAGGACUUCAUAUGCUUCGGUCAGUGCUCCAAAGUCACAGUUGAAUGGCUUUUAUGGAAACCGGUCAGCUGGUAGCAUCCAAAGGCCUAGAGCAAACUCCUGUGCCACCCGCAACAGUUCUGGAGAAAGCUUAGCACAAUCCCUAGACAAUAUUAAAUCUCUUGCUUGUGAAAAAAUGGUAAGGUCACAAAGUUUUUCACAUUCCAUUCAGAAUUCAUUCCUUCCACCUUCAUCUAUAACCAGAUCACAUUCCUUCAAUAGAGCUGCAGAUCUUACAAAGCCUUAUCAGAGCCAACAACUACCCAUUAGAGUGCCUCUGAGGUCAAGUAUGCUAACCAGAAAUUCCCGGCCGUCAGAAGUACUCAAUGGGAAUGAACAUUUAGGGUAUGGGUUUAAUAGGCCUUAUGCUGCUGGUGGAAAGAAGCUGGCUUUACCGAAUGGUCCGGGUGUAACUUCCACUUUGGGUUAUAGAAUGAUUCAUCCCUCUCUACUGAAAUCAAGCCGACCUCCGUUUUCUGGGACUAUCACAGUUGAUGGCAAUAAAAAUUCACCUGCUGACGUGUGUAUAGAGGAAGAUGCUGCCCUUGUGGCUAAUGACAGAGCUACUGAAAAAAACCAAGAACGAAUUGAAAAUGCUAAUUAUAGAACAGAAAAUGACCAGACCAUGAAGCACGAUGCUAAAAUUAGAUACCUGAGUGAUGAUGUGGAUGACAUUUCCUUGUCUUCUCUGUCAUCUUCUGAUAAAAAUGAUUUAAGUGAAGACUUUAGUGAUGAUUUUAUAGACAUAGAAGACUCCAACAGAACUAGAAUAACUCCAGAAGAAAUUUCUCUCAAAGAAGAAAAGCAUGAAACUGUACCACCAAAGGACAUAUUUGAUACCCCCAAGGAAAAUGAAAAAUCCUUCAGUAAAACUGAUGAAUGGAUUGAUAUAAGUGUCUCUGUUGAAGACAGGAGUGAAUGUUCAAAACAUACAUCUGGGAAUAACUUGGUUUCACCAGAUACAGAUUACAGAGCUGGUUCUUCGUUUGAACUCUCUCCAUCUGAUAGCUCUGAUGGGACGUACAUGUGGGAUGAAGAGGGCUUGGAGCCCAUUGGAAAUAUCCACCCAGUUGGGAGCUAUGAGUCCUCCGAGAUGAACAGCAUAGAUAUUCUGAAUAAUCUUGAAUCAUGUGACCUUGAGGAUGAUGACCUUAUGCUUGAUGUGGAUCUGCCUGAGGAUGCACCUCUCGAAAAUGUGGAGUGUGACAAUAUGAACCGCUUUGACCGAUCAGACAGAAAUGUUCGGCAGUCUCAGGAAGGAUUUUGGAAAAGGCCACCCCAGAGGUGGAGUGGACAGGAGCAUUACCACCUCAGCCAUCCUGACCACUAUCAUCACCAUGGAAAAAGUGACUUGAGCAGAGGCUCUCCCUAUAGAGAAUCUCCUUUGGGUCAUUUUGAAAGCUAUGGAGGCACCCCCUUUUUCCAGGCUCAGAAGAUGUUUGUAGAUGUCCCAGAAAAUACAGUGGUACUGGAUGAGAUGACCCUCCGGCACAUGGUUCAGGAUUGCACUGCUGUCAAAACUCAGUUACUCAAACUGAAACGUCUGCUGCAUCAGCAUGAUGGAAGUGGUUCAUUGCAUGAUGUUCAACUCUCAUUGCCAUCCAGUCCGGAACCAGAAGAUGGUGAUCAAAUAUACAAGAACGAAGAUUUGUUAAAUGAAAUAAAACAACUUAAGGAAGAAAUAAAGAAGAAAGAUGAAAAAAUCCAACUAUUAGAACAUCAGCUUGCAACUCGGUGUAAUUGCCACCAAAAAUCUAAAGAAGAAAAAUGCACAUAUGCUGAUAAAUAUACCCAAACACCCUGGAGAAGAAUUCCUCCUCAAGUACUACAGCCUUCCAGCAGCCUGCCCAGACCCACAGACCCCGCCCAGGGAAAACUAGCAAAGCCGCAGCACAUCGAGGCCCUCAGUGAGCGCACAGCCCAGGAUGCGCAUCAGGGUGUUGCACAUCCGGAUGGAAGCUUCACACGUGGCUUGCAGCAAGAAAGCAACAAUCGUCUGGAAGGCCAGCCUUUUUCAUCAAGCCCGCAGUUCACUAAGGAUGUGACGAAGAGUACACCCUCCGCAGCAAACUUGAACAUGACCAUGAAUGCUGAAGAGCCUUAUCAUUCGGCAAGUCAUCAAAUUAGUGCCAUGCAGUUUGUACCCACUUCUCUUCAGACGCCUCCCCAGUCAAGUACAGUAGACCAGGCUAAGGGAGUUGGAAGAAAUCAGCCUUCACCGGAGGGCUACACAUCUCAGCCCAAAUCCUUGCAGCUUCUUAAGCCAUCCGUUUUGAAUUCUUUGGUACCUCCACCGGUUCCUGAAACAUCUCCAAGUAGGACUCACACUUGUAAGAAGUCACCAAUGAUCACACCAUGUAAUUCAGCAAAACCGCAGCCAACAUCUAGUCAAACAACUCUUGCAAGUAAUCCAAAUCUAAAAGCAUCUAAGCUCCGCCCCCCUUCUGGCUCUUUCAAACAAAAACAAACAAGCAGCCCCCGACUAGAGCCUCCAAACCUCCAGGCCAAGACAAGCAUCCCAAGGCCACUGAUGAGAAGAAAGGAGAUCGUGCAGAACCCUAAUGACAGUUUGAAUUCUGGGGAUUGUUUGGCCUCUAAUCAAUAUUCUCGUCUUCCUAAACCAAAGAUACAUUAAGUAAAUAGCCAUCACCUACCAGUUUGCUUUUUUUUUUAAAAAAAAAAAAAAGAAAAAGGUUUGUUCUGUAACAAACUUUAUGUGCAGUUUGCUACCGUGAUGGAGGUUCCAUUAAAAGCUUGCAAAUCGUAAAAUUAAAAUGUGAAAGCUUCUACUCAUUUGGCUCUUCCAUUUUAUAUCCUGGUUGAAGUACAUAGCGUUUGAGCAUAUUUGUCUCAGGUAAACACAAAAGUUUGCUUACCCAUCGGAGGUCUACAGAAGGCUCUAAUGAUGUUAUUCCAUCCCUCUGCACAUCAGAAAAUUCCUAGCGUUCCACUUAGCAGGCAACACAUGUGCUUUGCUGAUUGCAUCCUUCUAAGGUCUGUAUUGUGGUUCUCAGAGCCUCACCCCUUUUCACGUGUUCCUCCUGUGAAUAUGGUUACUAUUUUAACUAAAGAUUUGGUGAUAAUGGAAGAUAGUAAGCAGAAUUCUGGCCAGUGAUUUGUAUAUUUAUAAGGUCUAUGCAAAAGCUCUGUGACGAAUAAAGGCGAUCAGGCUUUGAAUGGGAAUUUUAUGUUAAGUCUUAUUUUUCCUUGCUGUGGUCUCAGUAUUUAUUUACCAGACAAACUCCCCAGGCUAAAAAUGUUUCAUACUAUAUAUGUAAACCAAUUAUGCGUUGCUUUAGCAUCUUGUUUCUCUCUCUCUCUCUCUCUCUCUCUCUCUCUCUCUCUCUCUCUCUCUGUCUCACACACACACACACACACAUACCCCAUUUGUGUUUGUUUUUGUUACUGCAUACAUUUUGGAAAGCUUGAGUGAGAUACAUCUUGAAACCUGACCUCAAGGUGUAUUCAUCUGUAACAUAUGUUGGUGCUAGCAUUUCUGCUGGUAAUUCCAUUUUGAACCCUAUAGGCUUAUGGAUCCAUGAUAGCUGUUUUAAGUUUCCACAGCAUAUAUUUUAAAUUAAGUCUUUAUUGUAAUAUUUAUAUUUAUUGACUUUCUGCUAAUAUCCGAAGACUGGAAUAAUGAACUUGAAAUGUUUGCACAAAACUUUGAGGGGGUGUAAAUAAAUAUCCCACACAUAGGGAUUUAAAACUAUUUUCUAUAGAAAAAUGAGUUGAAAUAUUUUGAGUAUAAUUAUAAAUUUAAGUAGGACUAUCUUGAGGAAGCUGGAAUCGUAAUAGUUUUGUUUUUCUGAGUUUUCCAGGUUUCCAUUUUAUGUUGGUGUGUGUUUGAAUGACAUUUCUUGAAAAGUAGAUUUGAGAAGAAAAAUAAAAUUAGAAAGGGGAAAUUGUGUUUUAUUAAAAGGCAUUUAAAGAUAUUUCAACGGCAACAUGCUUAUUUAUGUUAACGUGCUAGGAAGGUGGCUGUGGAACUGCCGAGGGACCAUACGUGUUAACCUAAUCAUGCUGCGGGCCAGUUGUCAGAUGGUUCAGUAAAUUUGCCUUCCUGUUCUCCCAAAUCAUGUCCUCUCUAGGCUGUUCAGCUGUUGCUACUUUCAUUAGCAUCAACAUCUCUCAGACAGCCUUUUACAAACUCAAUUUUUGUUGUGAUCAGCUGACCAAAAAUUUAUCAAAAGAGAUUAUGGCCAAAAAAUUAGUCACUGAAAUUUCUAGGGAUUCCUUUUAAAAAUGUACGUUGCCCCCUUUCAGACGUACAACACAGCAGGUGCUUUGAGAGAAAUUUGGAAAGAGGCGUUUACUACCAUUUCAACUAGUCUCCCCUUACCUAUCAGGGAACCAUUUGAGUGAAUCUGCCAUUCACUGGAAACCGACCACUCUUGGACUUGGUACCAGGCGAGCAACACGAAUCUAGGAUCAUACUCUCACUUGGCAGCACUUCUGCCAGAGAAGCACUGAAGUUUAGAAAGUUUUUCACAUAGUCUGAAUGUUGUUAGUGCGCUAAGUGAUCAGACAUAGCAGGAAAGCUCUUUUUCCUUCACAGGGAUGAACAGUCAUAGCGAAGCUAGAAGUGGGUACAUGUCUUUCCUUUUGAAGGAAAAAGAAAACUGAUCUAUAUUGCAAAGGGCAUGUUUCCCUAAAGUGAAACAUGCUGAUUAGUUGGUUUUGGUUUAUUUAGAAGUUGGUAAUAGACUCUUAACGAAACAUUAUUUACAAGCAGACCUUUACCUUUAGGGGAAAGUUUAACAUUUUUAUUUUUAACCUCCUAGUCUGAGGGAAAUGUCUUUGUUAUAUAAAAAUGUUGACUCCUAUAAUCUGUUUUUUUCUCCCUGAUGAAUUUACAGAAAUAUUAAUUCAUUUCACUUCCUCUGUACCUUUGCUGAGCCUUAAUCUUGGCAGAGGCUCAGCAAUGUAAUUAUGAAGCAUAAUAUAUUUAAGAGCAAAAAAUCUAGGAUGCUUGCAAAAAACAGCAAAGUAUUUGCCUUCAGUUUCUUUAAAAACUGCAAAAAUAUUAUGCUCGUUUGCUCCUUAGUAAAUGUUAAGUCAGAAAUGAGGUGAGGAUGUAGCUUACCUGAACAAUCAGAGGUCACUCUCAGAUUUGGCCUGAUGUCUGUUGAGUGCUUUUGUAAGUCAGCUCUGUGCCAAAUCCUUCUCCACAGGAACCCAGACCACUUUUUUUCUUGGUUCUUGUGAUUUUGGGGAAGGUGGUUGCAGUGUAUGAAUUCAGGAUCCCAAAGAAGAAGUUUUAUGGGAGUUAGUUAAGUUUCAUAUUUGUGAAAGAGAAUAUAUAGAGUAUGUAGAAUUGUACAUUUGGCUGUUAAUGGGCUGCGUAUCAAAUUCUUUCAAGACAGCUUGGCCUAAGGAGUUCAUUAGUACAAAUGCAGAUGAUUUUAAGGCAUUAAAGGAUUAUAUGGUUUUAUCAUUUAGAGUGUUUCUAAUAACUGAGACUUUCUAGGAUUUUUCUUUUGGAGUCUCAAUUUAAUUUGUGCAAUAUUUUCAGGCAUAUAGACUACUGUUCAUUGUAUUUAUAUAGGUAUUAGGGAACUUAACUAAGUAUUUUAAGAAGUAAAAAAUCUGCAUAUGAAAGAAAAUAUCAGAUUUGCACUUUAAAUGAGCUUAAUUGCUUGGAGUUGUGCCUGAAAUAUCGAAAUGCCUCCUGUUGGGUGUGGCUUUCUUUGUUGAAAUGAAUUUCUUUAUAAUUGUUGCUGUUCCAAGUACAGCCUUUCACAGUUGUAUCCUGAGCAUGUCACUUUUCCCAUUAAAGCACUAAGUUCUUUGAAUGUUUCAUUGUCCCCUUCAGUAUUUUACUCAGAUGUAUCAUAGAACGUGAUCCCCCUACAGCUGUCACUUCUAAAUCUUCCUGUAGCAUCUGUAGGGUAACGGCCACAGAGAUGCACUCUUCACUUCUGAGCAGAGUUGUCACGAUAGUUUCCUGGUCUGCAGGGCACUGAGGAUGUAACUUGGAAUCACCAAAUAGGCUUGCAAUGAAGACCAAUAAGACUGCAGCAUAGUUUCAGUUUCCUCUCCAUCUUACAUCAUGGUUUUCGUGUUUAUGACUUGGUUGGGUGGUUAUGUCUGCAUGCCUAUGCGCACAUUUGAACAUUAAUUAUAGCUGUAAUACAGAAACCUGAUGUUUUUCCUUGGGGGUGAUGACCUUGCUGUUUUUCUUGAUUCUGAUGCCUGAAUUCUAUUUUAAAAUUUUCUUUCCACACCUCCCUUCAGUUUUUCUGCUGCAGCAAUUUGAAAGAGUAUAUUUGGGUAAAUGAUUGUAAUGGUGGGCACCAGUCUACAACUGUGCUGUUAAUUAAAGAUAUAUCAUGUGAUUGAAAAGCUUGUUGGGGAAAAGCUACCCACUCUCUCCUUGGUAAAGCAUCACCACAACAAAAGAAUACUGACUUUAAGAAUUUAAAGUCUCUUAAGUCAUUACUGACUAAAAACAAAAACACCACCAUCUCUUAAUAUCUGCAGUAUUGUUUUUUCCAUUAAUUAAAAAAAAAAAACAGUUCAGAGUAAA